Molecule: messenger RNA, 475 nt
Organism: Moneuplotes crassus
Lineage: Eukaryota; Ciliophora; Spirotrichea; Euplotida; Euplotidae
Source: the annotation of a GenBank genome assembly
UUUUGAAAGUAUUUUAGUGAACACAAACCUUAAGUUUUAUGUCAACAAUCGAGAGAUGAAGUGAGAUAAGAAGGGUGUGGCUAAGGGAUUGACGUUUCAGAAGGCAGAGAGGAUGAUGUCUCUGAGGAAUUCAGGAAAUCUCUGUGGUUGAAAUGAAAGCAAAGAAAGAAAUCAAAAUUUGAGAAUUUAGGUCUAAUGUCAUAGGAGUCGAAAAGGUUAAAGACCCAGUGUGAUCCAACUGGAAUUAGAAAGUUUAAGGAAAGCUAAUUAUCAACAAGAUAUUACUAGUCCACUUCUAAUGAUUCACAUCGCAAAGAUUUUCUAAAGAGCCUUCUUAGGGGAAAAAUUUUCCACUCAAAUACAGGAGCAAAAGAAAAAGGAUCAAUGAUUUCUUUCACUUCCAAAGCAUCAAAGAGGUAGAAUUCUGAGAUAUGCUCAAGGUACCACUCAAAUAAGGCUACUAAUAAGCAUCAAG